Neurospora crassa OR74A is the source of this 2648-nucleotide messenger RNA. RefSeq lists its product as hypothetical. The transcript is spliced from 2 exons. The record is from RefSeq and is a predicted model, not a curated record. Bases 741 to 2396 code for a protein of 551 amino acids. Lineage: Eukaryota; Fungi; Ascomycota; Sordariomycetes; Sordariales; Sordariaceae.
GCCUCAGAUGCCGAUGACAAUCUCCAUCUUGUGUUCAAGCCAGCCAGACAUUGCUUCAGCUUGUUAAAAGCCUCCUUCAAUAUGGUGCCGUAACGCCUUCAUUCAUCCAAAACACCAAAAGCGAAAAGCGAUGAUCUGCUUCCCGCCCGCUUCAGGGUUCCCUUUAAAUAUUCAACCUUUGGCAAACGGCUAGUAAUCAAGAAAACGACAACAGACUACAACGACGACGACAACUGGGGAAAGUCAACGAUUCCCCUUCCUGGAUGUGAUAACAGCGCCAUGACUGAAGUAUACCCCAUGACGGCUUCUGGGAGAGAAACUUGAGACAUACUGAGAUUGAAGUUCUCCACUUCAUCCUCCCAUUGCGGUCAGUCAGAAAAAUCAAGCAUCCUUUCAAUUCGAUAAUGCUGGGGAUCUUUUGUCAUUUCACCAUUAUCGCUUCACCGACUUUCAUGUAGCUACUCAUGACCGUUCGGGGCUGCAGGGCAGUGAGGUUCCCUAUUUCAACUCUGUUCGUCCGUCAGUUCGUUCGUCGUUCCUAAGUUUAGGCUAAGUUCGGUUCCGUUUCACGACACGGAGCGGCUCAUCAUAUAACUUCAGCUCAAGACGGUACAAUUGCGGCUUGAACUACGGCUUGAACACGACUACGACUGCGCUUUCGCUCUACCCUCUAUAGAAGUGUGCGCACGCAAGUCAGUGGUUCGCGUAGUUGGGAAAGUUGGAAAGGAAUAGACAAAACAAUGAUUCCGGUCCGAACCGCUGCUGCGCCCUUCUCCACCUCCGUCUCCGUCUCCGUCUCCGUCUCCGUCUCCAUUACCGCCGUCAUCUUCCGAGUUACGUGGUACCUUCUGCUGGCAACGUUCUUCUACUCAACAUGUGUCGCCUCGGCUAGCAUCAAUGUGGUCCGCCGCGACGGCAACGGCGACAAUGGCGUCAUCCCGGCCGGGCACACUCAAAGUCCGACCCUCCCUUUUACGAGCAACAGCAACAGUCAAGCAGGCCGACCCCAAAAGCGAAGCAAAACAGAACACGUCAUCCUCUGCGACUGCCUCUCGGCCCAAGGGAUUCGCUCAUCACAAAUGGCCUACUACAGUGCCGAAGUCCACGGCUUACCGACAGGCGGCGUGGCAAGCGUGGAGACGAAAUUCAACACGACGGCAGCAUGGUACAACGACACUACAUCGGCGACGUGGGCGGACACAGGCGUCACUUUCAAGGCGGCGAUUGGGUACCAUGUCGCUGAGAACGAUUACUUGGGCAAAGGGAAUAAUGGCUAUGGCGAUUUCACGUGUUGGCAGAGGGCGAAGACGGGGUUUUCGUAUGAUCUGAAUGAGGAUGGAAAUGUGUGUGCAAUGAUGAUUGAUUGUAAUAAGGAUACUGCGCCUUCAACAGCUCCGGCUUAUGUCCCCUUGGGAUCGACCACCACCGCAGACACCCCCGCCACUUCUUCUUCUUCUGCUCCUUUGUCCUCUUCCGACCCAGCAGCAUCGGCCCAAAAAGACAAAGUAAUCUCCAAUGGAGCAGUAAUUGGCAUUGCCGUAGGAAUCGUUGGGGCCUUCAUUUUUUUCGCCGGCGGAGCAAGUUUCCUCGUUGCCCGGCGACGACGACAAAUCAGAAAGCGACAGCAAGAACAAGAGCAACGACAGCGAAAGGAAGCGAGGACAGAGUCGACCAUUACCGACUCGAAUAUCGUUUACGAGCUGGAUGGGGGUUGGCAUCGACACGAGAUGGGUGACGAUACAGGGCACUACGAGAUCGACGGGCAGGUCCGGUGCGAGAUGGACGGGGUUGACGGGGAGAUCAAGGAGAAGAUGGAUGAUUUGUUUGCUGAAGCAGAUGUGAAGGAGGUUAUUAUCUCGAAUGAGAAGGCCGAUUCAAAGAAAGCAAUAAUUUAUGAGGAGAUUGAUGAGAAGAAGAAGGGGUAUGUUGGUGGUGUUAGUGAGAAAGAGGAGGAGGUGAGGAGGGAUAAGGAGGAGCGGGAGCGGGAGCGGGAGCGAGAACAGCAGGAGCAAGAUCCGACACAGCAGCCGGAGGAACAAAAGAGAAACAGAGAUGCCGAACAGCUACCACCAGUUUCACCAUUAUCACCACUCUUCGGAGGGGGGGCGCCUUGGACAGAAGAAGUAGGGCAAAUGCCUUUCUGCUUGCCGGCCUUGAUGCCGGAGCCGGAGAAGUUCAUGGCAGAGGAUUUCCGAGCAUACAAGGAGAAGAACAACGACAACGACAAGGAUGAGACGAAUUUCAAGUUCCGGUUUGAGGAGGAAACGCAGAAGUACAUGAAGGUCGAAGUACUAUCACCAGCAGGAGCCGCAGGCAAUGGGGAGGAUGCCCGUGCCCCCGAGGACGCUAGUAGCAGCAGCCAGGAGGGGAAGAAUGAGGAGGAAGGUCUGCCAUAACAUAGUGUUUACCUCUAGUGGCAUAGCAUAUCACCGGAGUGGGGGAUCACUGCCUACAUCGGCCGGGUGAGGCUCACGAUUUAUGAUGGUAAUAUACCCACAUUAUGAAUAUAUUCACCUCAUGGUGUCCUCUUGUAUCUGGGGACGAGCGUCGCGUUUCAUUGUUCCUGUCGAAUAGCGAUGUAAAAGACUCGCAUCAUUGAUAGGCAUAUACUCGGCACACGGGUACAAUGAACAUUAGUGUAAAUUCGG